Chironomus riparius is the source of this 760-nucleotide messenger RNA. The record is from the annotation of a GenBank genome assembly. Lineage: Eukaryota; Metazoa; Arthropoda; Insecta; Diptera; Chironomidae.
AGAGAUGCGAGGGAUAGAAAUGAUUGCAAUUUUCAAAAGAUUUCUUUUAUUUAUACUAAGAAUAAUACGGCGUGCACUAUGUUGUUUUAGUAGGAAACGUGUCGACUCUGAGUCGCAUCAUGAUGAUCGAUUAGAAGUUGUUAAUGUGAUAAGUGAUAGUCCAAGUUAUAAUAAAAAGUCAAAUGUGAUUGAACGUGAUUGGAACUCAUGGGAUGACCAGCCAAGGACCGUUGAAGAACAUAUUGAACAGUACAGGGAAAACUUAGUGAAAACAAAAGAACCAGAGCCUGUUGUUGAAGUUGAAAACAUUGAUCUCUUUGCGGAUAUGGCACCGAAAAAUUUCAAACAGAAAAAAGUCUACCUCAAUCAAGGAAAUGCAAAUAAUUCAAUUGAUUUUUCACGACUUGAAGCAGAUGCAACUGCCGAAAUUCCGACAACUAAUGAACUUGAAGACUGGAACGAAGAAAGCUAUCAGGUCGGAUGGGAUGAGAUUGACGAUCAAAAUACCAAAAAGCUUAUCAGAGAGACUAAAAAAGAAUUGAGAGCGGCAAAACAUAAACAAAAUAUCAGAUAGGACAAGCUUUUUAAGCAUGACUAAAGUUCAUGCCAUUCUGAUGCGACUGGAUUCACCAUUUAGUAUACAUUUUUUAUUUGAAUUUUUUUGUUGUUUUAUUUAUGUCAAAAUUGAUUAUGAAAUACGAAAAAAGAUUCCAUAGGUAAUUUAUAAUCAUCAAAUCUUCUGAACUUAUGUUAAUAAAGC